CAGCAGAGCGUUAUUAUGCAGGUGUCCCAUGGUCUAUGUCAGUUCUCCAUACCGAAACUCUGCAAACAGCAGAGUCCUGAGCAGAGCUGCUGCCCAAAGUAUCAACAUUUUCCUAUUUCACUCAGUGUGGCUUCAAGAAAAAAACAUUCUAAGACUAUAACAUCUUAAAAUGACAAAAUCUGAUGAGUCAUGUUUUAGUAUAGGCUAUUUCAGAUGGGGCUGUAGUUCCCAUUCUUGGAAAACGAAAGUUAAGGUGCAUUAAGAGAAACAACAGGACUUUGAGCAAAUGCCCAACCUCCGAUCACUUCCGAUUCACUGUGAACAUUAACACCGCGUGCUCAGCAACAUCACAUCGUUUACAGCAAAGCAGAAGCUGGACGUCCAACUGAUAUUUAUUAAGCAACUGAGUCAAAGAAGCUGAAUGAUGAGUGCUGCUCAGAGUCAAACAACACUGGAGUCCAAACUGGAGGCCCUGCAGUGCCACUUCACCUGGGAUCUGGACCCUGGUAGGCCCAAACUUCUCCGCCUCAGGCACAAGCUAGAGGACAUUGGGACCAAGGAGGGAAACAGCUGGCUGGGUCACAUUUACAAUCUGCGUGGGUUCAUUCAGUAUGACCUGGGGUUUAAAGAAGAUGCCCAGAGUUUGUUCAGCAAGGCUGCAGAGGCCUUCCGCCAGAUGAGAAACGCAGAUGAAGGUCCCUGGUUAGUGGUGAACUAUGGGAACCUGGCUUGGCUGCACCACCACCUGGGAGAACAAGCAGAGAGUCAGGCUUACCUGUCAAAGGUCGAUGCCCUGAUCAAUAAAUACCCAUCUCCAUGCCAGGAUGAGCUCCAUCCAGAGAUGUGUGCUGAAAAAGCCUGGACCCUGAUGAAGUUCAGCACAGCAAAGCAGCUGGCUGCAGAUUACUUUGAGAAAGCCAUCAGGAUGCAGCCAGGCAUGGUGGAGUACACCAGCCAUGUCUUAGGGUUAGUGGGUGCUUUCAAGCACAGUGAAACAGGGCUGGAGGCUGACAUCUUGGAGAAGAUGAGACUGGCCAAGGAGCAGGAUCCAGAGAACUUGUACCUCGCUGUUCACUACCUUGAGCAAUGUGCUAAGAAAGGAGACAGAAUUGAAGAUGAAGCACGUGAGUUGGCCAUAAGGGUUUUGAGAAAUCCUGUCAGCAGCUACAGCGGUAUAAAAGGGUUAUUACGAGUUUACAGACACUAUGUAUCUAUUGAUGAGGCCAUUGAUUUGGCAGAGGAGGCUCUGGAAAACCAUCCAGAUGAGCGUUAUCUGAAGAGAUGUGCUGCACUCUGCUACAAAUGGAAGAUCCUUUUCUUCAGGGACAGUCGCCCAAAGCAAAGCAUGAUAGACAGAGCAAUCAGUCUCCUUAAGGACGUGAUUUCUCUUUACCCUCAGCCCUCACGUAUGAAGAAAAUAGACCUUGCAAAUAUAUACGCAAAGUCAAAUUACGGCCAGGCUCAAGCUGAGCAGAUAUACAAUGAACUGCUACAAAGUGAUCCUCCUGAUCCUGUGGACAAACAGAUGAUUUACAACCACUACGCAAAAUACUUAAACUUUGAAAGACAGGAUCGUAACGGGUCAAUAAGAUAUCACAUGAAGGCAGCAGCGAUACCGCAACAAUCCUACUUUCGUGGGAACAGCAUCCAAGCUCUGGAGAGGAUUAGAGACAGAGGCAGGAACCGCAUGUGUAGAGAAAUAGAGGAGUUUCUGGCAAACCUGCAAGAGCUUUAGUAUUUACAGCACUGGUUUUAAUGGGAAUUGCAUCACCAAAAUGAUCUGUAUACUGAUUAAUUUGAUUGCACAUUAAGAAAACCAACAGGAAAAACUUGUAGAAGUUAUAGAAAUAAUUACUUCUUAAAAUAAAGUUAAAAUUGGUAUGAGAAGCUGAGAGUGAAGACCCGCUGAUGGCAGCAUGGCAUGAAUUAAAAUUUUGCCCAUUAAAUGCAAAUUAGAGCAGAUAUGUUUAAUGCCUGCUAAUCCUCUGACAGUGAGUCUAUUGAAACAAAUGGAUUUCACCAUUAUAAAUGUGAGCAUGCUUAUGCCUCAAAUUAGUCAGUAGGGUCUAUGCUAAGACUGCUUUUCAAAUAAUUAGUUUCAUUGGAAAUGCAGCCAUUAAAGGGUUCACUUGUGCAGGUGAAGUAAGUUUGAUUUUUUACAUUGAGAUCAAAUGUAGCGAACUUUGCUGCGCAUAUUUGUGCUGUCAACCAUCAGAAAGUCAUUCUGACAGCCCAGAGCUGGUGUAUCCAAAAUUGAGGAAGUUAUCAUAAUUGUCUGUCACCAUCCAGUUUUAUUUAAUCUCCUCUGUCAGGGUACAGUAAUGUGCACCACAAAAGAUGAUUAGCACAGUAAUGAGGUUGUAAAUAGUACAAAUAAAUACAGCUAUUAAAUAUAAAAUGUAUGAACUUAUUCUCCCAUAAGUGACCAAGCAAUCUGACUGUUAGCUCUGAGUGCCUUUUCCCUCUUUUCAAAAGUAACUCAGUCCCCAGAGCAAAAUGUUGGCUAGCGUUUUGAUGGUGUAGCUCGCCAGCUACAGUAGUUUACCAAGUAUUUGAGUAGUCACUAUGUCAACAAGCCUCCAGAACUGAAUGUUAAGCAGAGGUGCAGCCAAGAUUAUUUCACUCUGAUGUAAACACAAAUGUGCUACUUGACACAAAAUACUAAAAGUUGCUCACCAUAUUUGCUAAUGAGUGUGCUACACUUGCUAGCUUGCCAGUGUUAAUGCAUUUGAGGUGUUCAGCUAGAGGGCAUCACAUAAAAAGUUUGCUUCAGUGGGUCUUAGAAAACAGCUCCAAUAUGGUGGAUAAUUUCAGCCAGAAUUUAAAUUCAAAGGGAAGAAGACAGCAACACCCAAUUUAAAACAUAGAAAGUUCAAUGAACUCAUGGUUGGUUUUGGUCUUUUCAUGGCUAACACAAAGAACAAUGGUGUAUUUUGAGCUGUAUCCUUAAAAGGCAGGUUUCAACAAGUGUCUGUCAGUUUUAGUUAAAGCAAGCUAAAGUUAAUGGAAGAUGAGGCUAUUUAAAAAUAUCUAAUGAAAAACGGUAAGCAGUAUUACACUAAUUUUGUACGAAAAGGACAGAAUCAUCCAAUAACAUGAGCAAGGUCUUUAAAUAUCAUUCCACUUUGGACAUGUUCAAAUAUGUUUUUUACAACUUUCAUGUAAUCAUGGUGUUUUUCUUUUCCUGUUGUGCUGAUGUUUUCCCUUUGCACUGCUGUUUAGGUUUAUAUUAACACUCUCGAUAAUAAAUAUGCUCUGCUUUAAGAAAAAUAAGACUGGUAAUGUCAUUGUUAUUUGAUGUAUAGGAUGUAUAGGCUAAGUGUGCCAAGCUGUAUGUAGUUGUACACAAUGUAUUUGUGUGUAUUAAAUAAAGAUUAUGUACACUAAGAAA
This is a messenger RNA of Epinephelus fuscoguttatus (brown-marbled grouper), 3391 nucleotides long. Its product is annotated as interferon-induced protein with tetratricopeptide repeats 1-like. The record is from RefSeq and is a predicted model, not a curated record. Gene Ontology annotation, cellular component: cytosol. Gene Ontology annotation, molecular function: protein binding. NCBI's taxonomy places the organism in Eukaryota, Metazoa, Chordata, Actinopteri, Perciformes, Serranidae. Gene Ontology annotation, biological process: defense response to virus.